This is a messenger RNA of Phalaenopsis equestris, 843 nucleotides long. RefSeq names its product zinc finger protein BRUTUS-like. The coding region runs from base 19 to 543 and encodes 174 amino acids. The record is from RefSeq and is a predicted model, not a curated record. NCBI's taxonomy places the organism in Eukaryota, Viridiplantae, Streptophyta, Magnoliopsida, Asparagales, Orchidaceae. The transcript is spliced from 4 exons. Gene Ontology annotation, cellular component: nucleus. Gene Ontology annotation, biological process: ubiquitin-dependent protein catabolic process; protein ubiquitination. Gene Ontology annotation, molecular function: ubiquitin protein ligase activity.
UUAAAUAGUUACUCUUUAAUGAAUUUUUACUUUUUUUACAGGACGGUGUAUCACUGCCCAUUUUGCAAUUUGUGUCGUGUUGGUAAAGGACUUGGUGUGGACUUCUUCCAUUGCAUGACCUGCAACUGUUGCCUUGCAAUGAAAUUAGUUGAGCACAAAUGCAGAGAGAAAGGGCUGGAGACUAAUUGCCCCAUUUGUUGUGAAUUUCUUUUUACAUCUAGUGCUGCAGUAAGAGCUCUACCUUGUGGCCAUUUCAUGCACUCAGCAUGCUUUCAGGCAUACACUAGCAGUCACUACACGUGCCCAGUGUGUAGCAAGUCUCUGGGAGACAUGGCUGUAUAUUUUGGCAUGCUUGACGCAUUACUUGCUACUGAACAGCUUCCUGAAGAAUAUAGAGACAAGUGCCAGGAUAUACUGUGCAACGACUGUGAUAGGAAAGGAACAUCUUCAUUCCACUGGCUUUACCACAAGUGCGGCUCCUGCGGCUCAUACAACACACGGGUGAUCAAGUCUGAGCCCCACUGCUCAACGUCUACCAAUUGAGUAAUAUUCUCUCUUUGCCUCGCCCAAUUAAAAUGGUUCUGAAUAUUUUGAUGAAGAUUUGGUCUUGAUGGAUUUUAAAAUUUUAAAAUUUUAUUUUAGAUGCUUGCAAUAUAUAAAUAAUUAAUUUUUAGGGGAAUUUGCAUGCAUACCACACCAUCUAAAGUUUGAUAUUUACAUUUGUAAUGAUUCGGUGCCAUGAAACUUUGCUUGAAAAGGUUCACUUUUAAGAAGUCAGUAGUGUGUGGCAUUUUGAUGUGAUAUUAAAGUUUAGAGUGUUAUCUAUGUGAAUAUGAAAGUAUA